Cylicostephanus goldi is the source of this 671-nucleotide messenger RNA. Lineage: Eukaryota; Metazoa; Nematoda; Chromadorea; Rhabditida; Strongylidae. The record is from the annotation of a GenBank genome assembly.
GCGGGCCUUCUCACUGCUCUCACAGCAUUCUACAGUUUAUUCCUUACGAUAUUCGCCUUAGUGCUAGAGCUCUCCCAUUUACUAUCUGGCGAAGAACUUAGAGAAGUCAAUCUGAAAGAUAUGAUUUUUGGUGCUUAUAUGUACGGAGUUUCCAUCCUCUUCUUUAUUUACAUGUAUGUUGUGUUGUUGCUCAAUCCACGUUGGUACUGGACUAUCAAUUUUUUAGAGAGAUACGUCAAAAGCACUGAUUCGAGCAAAUCUUCUAUGUCAUCUGCAGUAGCAACAGUGCGAAGGGUCACUCAUUGCGGUUCCUCUGCUGGAAGUCUUUUUUUACGAUUAGGAUGUGUUGGUGGGUCCCUCCAAAUCGGACCAUUCGGCGUCACGGGAGUGGUAUAUUACGCAUUUCUAGUUUUUCUUUGCACAGCAGAUCGUGCUUGUACAGCCUUCGCAACCACGCUCGAUAUUUGUGCUGUAGUUUUUAUAUUCAUUCAGAUGCACUUUAUCUUCUGCAAUUCUAAGGUCCUACAUUUACCAGAUUUUUUCCUAUCAAUUACUGGUCACCACACAGCUGCUCGAUUUGGCACAAUGCAUCUUAUAGCAGCAAAUCUGUGGACAUGGAUUAGAUAUGUUCUUAUGGAAGAGGGCGUAAUGGAAAGAGAGAUAAGGUGAAA